Molecule: messenger RNA, 237 nt
Organism: Purpureocillium lilacinum
Lineage: Eukaryota; Fungi; Ascomycota; Sordariomycetes; Hypocreales; Ophiocordycipitaceae
Source: RefSeq, a predicted model, not a curated record
AUGCCGCGCGCCGUGGCCACCCCCAGAGCCAAGCUCAACGAGAAAUACUCGCAGGCGUACUCCUUGGCUCAGCGCGUGCUGAUCAAGGCGGAGGAGUACGAACUCAGGGACUUGAGCGGGCACGCGCACGACAUCAAGAAGGAAUGCACGCAGCUCGCGGAGGAGGCAGACGCUGCGAAGGCGGCGGGAGGUGUCUUCCCGCCUCCUGCUCCCGGGGCAAAGGAUCCUCGCAAAUGA